Neltuma alba is the source of this 1361-nucleotide messenger RNA. RefSeq names its product aquaporin PIP2-7. The record is from RefSeq and is a predicted model, not a curated record. The coding region runs from base 86 to 949 and encodes 287 amino acids. Lineage: Eukaryota; Viridiplantae; Streptophyta; Magnoliopsida; Fabales; Fabaceae. Gene Ontology annotation, molecular function: channel activity. Gene Ontology annotation, cellular component: membrane. Gene Ontology annotation, biological process: transmembrane transport. The transcript has 4 exons.
CCACAAUAGUAUUGUGCUCUCUCUCCAUCUCUCUCUGCUUACACACACAGCAAGGAAGUGGUAGUGAGGAACAAAGAAAGAAGAGAUGGCGAAGGACGUUGAGGUGGCGGAGCAAGGGGAGUUCUCGACGAAGGACUACCACGAACCACCGCCGGCGCCGUUGAUCGACCCGGAGGAGCUUGGGAAGUGGUCGUUUUACAGGGCGUUGAUAGCUGAGUUCGUGGCGACGCUGCUUUUCCUGUACGUAACGGUGUUGACGAUCAUUGGACAAGGCAGCGUGACGGACACCACCAAGAAUCCCAAAGCCACCGACUGCGAUGGCGUCGGCACCUUGGGCAUCGCCUGGGCCUUCGGUGGCAUGAUCUUCAUCCUCGUUUACUGCACAGCCGGUAUCUCUGGAGGACACAUCAACCCGGCGGUUACAUUCGGGCUGUUCCUGGGGCGGAAGGUGUCGCUGAUUCGAGCGUUCUUGUACAUGGUAGCACAGUGCGCCGGAGCAAUCUGCGGCACCGGACUCGCCAAGGGCUUCCAAACAGCAUACUACGACCGGUACGGCGGCGGCGCCAACGUCGUCCAGCCCGGCUACAGCAAAGGCACCGCCUUGGGCGCCGAGAUCAUCGGCACCUUCGUCCUUGUCUACACCGUCUUCGCGGCCACCGAUCCCAAACGAAACGCCCGUGACUCCCAUGUUCCCGUGCUGGCUCCACUUCCCAUCGGAUUCGCCGUCUUCAUGGUUCACUUGGCUACAAUUCCGGUCACCGGUACCGGUAUCAACCCUGCAAGGAGUUUCGGAGCGGCUGUAAUCUAUAACAGUGACAAGGCCUGGGAUGAUCACUGGAUUUUCUGGGUUGGCCCAGCAAUCGGAGCUUUUGCUGCCGCAGUAUACCACCAGUAUAUUCUCAGAGCUGGGGCCAUUAAAGCUCUUGGAUCCUUCAGGAGCAACAAUUAAAUUAAGCUCAUCAGUUCUGUCAUGUGUUACAUGGUUUGUGGAAGAAGGGGAUAUUAAUGGGUAUGGUGUUUCCCAAAAGAAUAACAAUUUCAUAUGGAGGAGUGCUACUACUGCUAGCUAGUCUGUCUUCCGAGGGUCCCUUUAAUGUUUGGCAUUUCCCCCCCUCUUUAUUUCCUUUCUGCUCUUGGAGGUUUUAAUCUGGAGAGGGAAACAAAACCGGAAAGCUAAGGACCAUAUGAACUGUAGAUAUCGCAUAUCAUAUUGCCUGAGUCCAAGGGUGUAUUUUGUAUCCCUUUUGUCGUUUUCUGUUUCUGUGUAUUCUCCUAUGUGUUUGCUUUUCUUCUUCAAUUUUUCGUCUUCACCUGGUUCUUCGUAUAUAAUAAGUGCUGUAUUCAUCUGUUCUUGGUUUCCA